AUGGCUGACCGUGUCCACCGCGUCACCAUGUUCAAGCUGCCCAACACAGCCGACCAACAAAAGCUGAUUGAGGCGUACAAGACAGUCGACGCAACCAACCAAAAGGACGGCAAGCCGUAUAUUCUUUCAUUGGCAGUUGGUGUCGCCGAAGAGGAUCCCCGCUCCCAGGGAUACACCGUCGUUUGCAAAACCGAGUUUGCUAGCAUGGAGGACCUUAAGUACUACGAUGAUAGCUGCGCCGCGCACCAGGCAUUGAAGGCUACUGCCAAGGGAUUGGCCGUCGAGGGCAUCAUGACUGUUUAUUUCAAGCCCCAGCUUGUCGGCGGCUCAGCAUAA
Molecule: messenger RNA, 336 nt
Organism: Pochonia chlamydosporia 170
Lineage: Eukaryota; Fungi; Ascomycota; Sordariomycetes; Hypocreales; Clavicipitaceae
Product: stress responsive alpha-beta barrel
Exons: 2
Coding region: 1-336 (111 amino acids)
Source: RefSeq, a predicted model, not a curated record